CUUCUCUACGUUCCCCCCCUCUCUCUCUCAGUUCUUCAUCUCUUCUUUCUCUCUCUCUCUACUCAGUUCUUCAUCUCUUCUUUCUCUCUCUCUCUCUCCCCUCACAACACACAUUGAGAAAAACAACCCUCACUCCCUAGAUGGGGCCUUCCGAGAACGAGCCACUUGUAAAUUCCCAAUUUUUCAGUUGAAUUUUAACUGCAAUUGGUAGAUUACGAUUUCCCCUACCUGAAACCCUAGCCAUUUGUAGAUGACUCACUUGUAAAUUCGCAAUUUUGUUGCUGAAUUUCAGCUGUGAUUGGUAGUUUCAUUGCAUCUUCGCGACCAAUUUUCGGGAGAAAAUGGCAGAACUCGAUCUGUCCAAGAAAGUAGCCGAUAGGUAUCUCAAGCGUGAAGUCCUUGGUGAGGGUACAUACGGUGUCGUUUACAAAGCCAUUGAUACCAAGACAGGGCAGACGGUUGCAAUUAAGAAGAUCCGGCUUGGCAAGCAGAAAGAAGGGGUCAAUUUUACGGCUCUCAGAGAAAUUAAACUGCUUAAAGAGCUCAAAGAUCCAAACAUUAUUGAGUUGAUUGAUGCCUUUCCACAUAAAGGGAAUUUGCAUCUUGUGUUUGAGUUCAUGGAGACGGACCUCGAAGCUGUUAUACGGGACAGGAAUAUUGUUCUUUCACCUAGUGAUAUAAAAUCUUACCUUCAGAUGACAUUAAAAGGCCUUGCUAUUUGCCACAAGAAAUGGGUGUUGCAUAGGGAUAUGAAGCCAAAUAACUUGUUGAUAGGAUCCAACGGACAGCUGAAACUUGCAGAUUUUGGUUUAGCACGGGUAUUUGGAAGCCCAGAUCGCAGGUUCACUCAUCAGGUGUUUGCUCGGUGGUAUAGAGCACCUGAGCUAUUAUUUGGCACCAAGCAGUAUGGUCCUGGGGUAGAUGUUUGGGCUGCAGCUUGUAUAUUUGCUGAACUUCUUCUUCGUCGACCCUUCCUGCAGGGUUCAAGUGAUAUUGAUCAAUUAGGAAAGAUUUUUGCAGCAUUUGGAACUCCAUCUGCUUCUCAGUGGCCUGAUAUGAUUUUCCUUCCUGAUUAUGUUGAAUAUCAACAUGUUCCUGCCCCACCUUUGCGUUCUUUAUUUCCAAUGGCUAGUGACGAUGCCUUAGAUUUGUUGUCAAAGAUGUUUACUUAUGAUCCAAAGGCUAGAAUAUCUGUACCGCAGGCAUUAGAGCACAGGUACUUCUCAUCUGCGCCUCUGCCCACAGAUCCUGUUAAGCUUUCAAGACCUGCUCCUAAGAAGGAAUCUAAGGUUUCAGAUGUAAUUUCAAACGAAGGUCCUACUGUCUUGUCACCUCCAAGAAAGUCCAGGAGAGUAAUGCCAGGGCGUGAUGGGUCUGAAGGAAAUUCUUUGCAAGGAGAUAAGUUUGAUGACAGUGUUGUUAGUGUCAGACAGGCAGCUGGUGAUAAUAUGGGAAAGAAUGAGCCAGCUCCAAUGUCACUAGAUUUUUCUCUUUUUGGAUUAAAACCUCCAAAUAGACCUACAAUUACCAGUGCUGACAGAUCACAUUUAAAAAGAAAAUUAGAUCUAGAGUUCUAGCAGCCAGAAUGAAUAUUCUAUGAUGGUUCCAUCAGUAAGAGAGGGGUCUGAUGCAUUUGAGAAAAUUCUGUGAAUCAGCUUCGCUUGUAUGCCAUUCCCUAUAUUUUUCUCUCUGCAUAAAGUUCCCAUGAAUAUGUUGAUGUUUAAAGGAAGAAGUAUCUGUGACAGCAGAUUAGCAUCUCACUUGAAUAGUAGUUCAGAGAGCUGAAAGUAACUAUCAUAGACUAAAAAAAAAAUAAGUAACCAUACUCUUUGGAUCCCUUUUUUCUGAUUCUUCUGAAUUUCUGUUCUCCACAUUCAGGAGAACUUGUAUCUCUCCACGGAAGGCCUAGAGUGAGAGCAUUUUCUUAAGCCCUUGCUGUAUAUCUGACACACUUGAAAAAGUAGUGGUUGGGGAACACUGGAUUUUAACAUUGAUUUGUUAUUUUAUUGAACAUAAAGAGAAACUAUUGUUUACACUUCAAGUGUAUAAUAUGUAUUUUCUUGGGGGGUUUCAAAUAGGUUGUGUACCGAGCAAAAAUAUUUGUAGACAUUGUGAUUGAUUUUGGCUGAUUUGCUUCUGAGAUAACCUUUGGUCCUUUUUUCCUUUAUA
Glycine soja is the source of this 2169-nucleotide messenger RNA. RefSeq names its product cyclin-dependent kinase D-3-like. Gene Ontology annotation, cellular component: transcription factor TFIIK complex; transcription factor TFIIH holo complex; cytoplasm. The transcript is spliced from 7 exons. NCBI's taxonomy places the organism in Eukaryota, Viridiplantae, Streptophyta, Magnoliopsida, Fabales, Fabaceae. Gene Ontology annotation, molecular function: cyclin-dependent protein serine/threonine kinase activity; RNA polymerase II CTD heptapeptide repeat kinase activity; ATP binding. The coding region runs from base 342 to 1577 and encodes 411 amino acids. Gene Ontology annotation, biological process: positive regulation of transcription by RNA polymerase II; protein phosphorylation. The record is from RefSeq and is a predicted model, not a curated record.